AUGAAAACACAGUGGAGUAAAAUCCAAAUGGCAUGCCUGUCUGAUCAAUAUUUUACAGCUGAAUUGAUCGCUUAACAUGUUGCAUUGUUAGGUUAACAGCUGUUCACCUGAUUUGAAGCUGUUUACGUAAAUUUAUAACUGCUCUUACAAAAGAUAGAGAAUAUUGGAUUAUCCAUAGUUACACAAUUGCUUUAGUGUAAAGCAGUAGAGAAUGAAUUGGGGCAAAGUUAUUAUUGUAAACAAUUACAUAAAAUUUAAAAAAAUGAUGAAAUUGUAUUAAAGAAUCAAAAUGAAACAUAAUACUUAGUGGCAGUAUAAUAUAAAAAUGUGCAAGAUAUAUGUCAUGAAUAAUCUUAUACUAAAUCACUACUAUGAAUUAAACUGAAAGUCCAUGGAAAUUAAUACCCUCCAAAUAUCCUGUUUGGGAGACUGUAAUGAAAAGUUUGUGCAGUAAGUCAUUGAGCUUGUUGGCGCAUGCGCAGUGUCUGCUUCCUCUUCAUUUGUCGGUCAUUGAGAGGCGUCCAUGAAGAGACAGAUUAAAGGGCUCCAUCCAGGGUUGCCAGAAUGGGAUUUAAUUGAACAGAUUUAAUUUGGAAAGGUUCUCUUCAAAUGGUCCAAGCAUAUAAUCUGGCCCAAAAACUAAAUAAAUAAAAUAAAAAUUACAACAUAGUGAUAAUGAUUUGAUUUUUCAGCAUAAAUGUUUAAAUGCAUCACUGAUAAAAAUCCAUCAUUCGGCUUGUCAAUCAGCUUCAUCCACUAAUAUGUCUAUAUAAUUAUAUAAAACUUUCCAUAACAAGAAAGAACUUUCAAUAAUAUCCUAAACUAUUAUAAUUCACUAUCCAGUUUAACUGCAAAUAAUCCAUACAGUACACACAUGUGAAGCAUGUCAAAAUAAGCUAAUAAAUAAUAGAAAUGAAGGCACCUAUUAGAUUAAAAAAGUGACCUUUCCAAUUUAAUCAUCAUUUGUUUAUAGAGAAUUCCCUUUGUUUUAAACUGCCAUCUGACUGGAAGCUGAAAUCCCAAUCUGGCAACGCACAACUGUCACUCUAAUCCGCUCUGAGAGGCUUAGAAAUACUAUGUGGAGAAGGCACUGGCAUACUGUUUAUUUAUUUCUGAUUUUGCAAUGAAAAUACACUGCCUAAAAUUUAAGCAUUAAAUCUAUUUGAAAUUAUUCAGAAUAUGUGGUUCCUCUUAAUGAUCAGUUUUCCAGUCUGACAGCAGAUUUUUCUUUCCAUUUUGCUUGAAACUUACAUUAAAUUGUUUAAAUUGAAAAGCCUUAGCACCAAGAUGAAGGACCGACUGGCACAGCUGAAGGAGAAAACAGACCAAGCACCUGAUGAUGUGGAGAUCCAGGUGGAAAAUAAAGAAUUUAUGGAUGAGUUCUUUGCUCAGAUUGAAGAGAUCCGCACCAGUAUUGAGAAGAUUGAUGAGAAUGUGACUGAGAUAAAGCGCCUGUAUUCUCUUAUCCUCUCUGCACCUACCUCAGACCAAAAGACACAAGACGACCUGGAAGCCAUCACCAAUGAAAUCAAGAAAUUAGCCAACAACGUUCGCAACAAACUCAAAAGCAUCGAGCAGAGUUUGGAGUCAAAUGCAGAGGAGAGAGUUUCAGCCGAUAUGCGGAUAAAGAAAUCUCAGCACGCUGUCCUAGCAAGAAAGUUUGUGGAGGUUAUGACCAGGUACAAUGAAGCACAAGUAGAAUUCAGAGACAAGAGCAAAGGGCGGAUCCAGAGACAGCUAGAGAUCACGGGUAAAACCACCACUGAUGAGGAGCUGGAGGAGAUGCUGGACGGUGGCAAUGCUGCUGUCUUCACAGCAGGGAUCGUGGACUCGGCCAUCUCCAAGCAGGCCUUGAGUGAAAUUGAAGCGAGACACAAAGACAUCAUGAGACUGGAGAGCAGCAUUAAGGAGCUGCAUGACAUGUUUGUGGACAUUGCCAUGCUAGUGGAGAAUCAGGGAAGCAUAAUUGACAGGAUUGAAAGCAACAUGGACCAGUCUGUGGGCUUCGUGGAACGAGCAGUGGCUGACACCAAAAAAGCAGCCAAGUUCCAACAGGAAGCCCGGAGGAAACAGAUGAUGAUCACAUUGUGUUGCAUCAUUCUUGCGGUCAUCAUUGGCUCCCUCGUGUACAGCUGGUUGAAGUGAAGAGGUCCAAGAGCCAACUCAGAGUGGAGUCUUAGACAUCAAUCAAGAGAUGAUGCUGCAGACUCACAGGCUUUCUUUGCCUUUCCUCUCUUUUAUAUUUCCAUUGUUUGUCCUUGUUUUCAUUUUUUUUUUUGUUAUCCUAAAUGUUCAACUUACUUUACUUGCUCUUUGUAGGCCUACAUAACAGUCUGCUAUGUGUAAUCCCUUUUUGUGAAGAGUCAGGUUUUUUUUUUUUUUGGGUAGGUAGACCAGAAUAAUAGUAUUUAUUUUACUGAAAGCACAAAUUCUGAGUUUUAACUGAUGCACUGCCAUUAUCUGCCGGUGGAGGGCGCUUAUGCUGUAUGUUUUAUGAACACUCAAUGGCUGUGUGCUAAAAAUGAGAGCUUCCUCCUGAAAUCAGGUUCACCUACUUAAAAACAAUCAAUGAAGUUGAAUAAAUAAACGAAUAAUUGAAAAGGAAUGGAAAACGUUUUUUUUU
Pangasianodon hypophthalmus (striped catfish) is the source of this 2623-nucleotide messenger RNA. It is a transcript of the gene stx3a, whose product is annotated as syntaxin 3a. Gene Ontology annotation, molecular function: SNARE binding; SNAP receptor activity. The record is from RefSeq and is a predicted model, not a curated record. Bases 1288 to 2145 code for a protein of 285 amino acids. NCBI's taxonomy places the organism in Eukaryota, Metazoa, Chordata, Actinopteri, Siluriformes, Pangasiidae. Gene Ontology annotation, biological process: exocytic insertion of neurotransmitter receptor to postsynaptic membrane; intracellular protein transport; synaptic vesicle fusion to presynaptic active zone membrane. Gene Ontology annotation, cellular component: SNARE complex; plasma membrane; synaptic vesicle. The transcript is spliced from 11 exons.